Molecule: messenger RNA, 963 nt
Organism: Brettanomyces nanus
Lineage: Eukaryota; Fungi; Ascomycota; Pichiomycetes; Pichiales; Pichiaceae
Exons: 1
Coding region: 1-963 (320 amino acids)
Molecular function (GO): oxidoreductase activity
Source: RefSeq, a predicted model, not a curated record
AUGCUAAAAGCCUACCCGGAUGUGCUUAACGUUUCCUUGAACAACGGUGUUGCCAUGCCAACAUUUGGUCUUGGAACCUGGCAAUCUCAACCUGACGAAGUUUCCAGAGCUGUUGAGUAUGCUAUUAGAAAAGGCUAUAAAAUGAUAGACACUGCUGCCAUUUAUGGGAACGAAUACGAGGUAGGUGAAGGUAUCAAAAACAGUGGGGUAGAUAGGAAUGAUAUUUUUGUCACUACAAAAUUGUGGAACUCUCAUCAUGCACCUGAGGAUGUACCAAAAGCUUUGGAUGAGAGUUUGUCAAAAUUGGGACUCGACUACGUUGACCUUUAUUUGAUGCAUUAUCCAUGUGCUAACGAUAAGGCACAAUUCUUGGAAGGGAAUAAUAUUAAAGUGGAUAUCGACUAUGUCACUACUUGGAAAGCUAUGGAAAACUUACUGGGUACAGGAAAAGUCAGAGCAAUUGGUAUAUCCAACUUCUCGCAAGAGGAGAUCGAGAACUUGCUUGCUAAAUGCCAAAUUGUUCCUCAGGUUCAUCAAAUGGAAAUGCAUCCUUAUUUGAAACAGGAUAAGUUCUUGAAAUUCCACAAGGAUCAUAACAUUAUAGUUACUGCUUACUCUCCAUUUGGUAAUCAGAACUCUUGUUAUGAGUUGAACGGAGAACCCAAAAUAUUGCAGCAUCCUACCAUUGUUGAAAUUUCCGAGAAGCUGGCUGAAUCCCCUGCCCAUAUUUUAAUUGCUUGGGGUAUUCAGAGAGGUACUAUCGUUAUUCCAAAGUCAGUUACCUUUGAAAGAAUUGAUGAAAACUUACUAGGACAGAACUUAAAACUUUGCAAAGAGAAUUUUGAUGCGGUUUCCUCGCUUGGCUUCUCUAAAAGAUAUUCCGACUUCGGUCCGGCUGUUGGUUACUGGUACUAUAAAGAUUUGGAGUGCCCAGGAAAGCAACCAGAAGGGUACACAGAAUGA